This is a messenger RNA of Trichomycterus rosablanca, 1152 nucleotides long. RefSeq lists its product as uncharacterized. The transcript has 4 exons. The coding region runs from base 98 to 751 and encodes 217 amino acids. Gene Ontology annotation, biological process: immune response. NCBI's taxonomy places the organism in Eukaryota, Metazoa, Chordata, Actinopteri, Siluriformes, Trichomycteridae. Gene Ontology annotation, molecular function: tumor necrosis factor receptor binding. The record is from RefSeq and is a predicted model, not a curated record. Gene Ontology annotation, cellular component: membrane.
UCGCACCGUAGGACUCCAAAAGGCUAGAACUUGGCUUUGGUGAUUACCGAGGGUAAGAAGAGUACAGGGAUUUGUGCUGGUGCAGCUCUACGGGGACAUGGAGCGGCAGGAGAAGCGGAACUGGACCGGAGUCUUUCUGCUGAUCACUUACUUUUCCACCUUCUUCUGGCUUCAGGGAUCCGGACGCGUCAUCAGGGAGGUCAGUGAUCAAACGCAACAUGAACAUUUAAGUGACAUCAAGGAGCUUAGGAGGCAGCAUAAAAGACCAUCAGUUCAUCUUCUGGUUGCAAAAGGAAAGGGAACUACAAAAUCAUUUUCUCCAUGUUACCAGCAAGAUGGAACUUGUAUUCAGUGGAUGAUGCAGCACAGUGUAAGGCUAAAGAGUGAAUUCAAGCUGAACGACAGCAACACAUCUGUGAUUAUCCCACGGACAGGCUAUUACUUUAUUAACCUGAGAAUAAAUUAUAAAGUACCAGAUGCAUAUGACUGUAACAACAAAAAUAGUCCUACUUUGUGGGCUGCAAUUAAGCAGUAUCAUCCUGACUACCAAGUUGCAAGAGAUAUUUUAAGUACAAAAGAGACUAUGCAAUGUAUAAACAACUGGCAACAGACUCUAAGCUUAAAUCGAGUAGAGAAAAUUAAAAAUACAACAAAGUUGUAUGUUAAAAUAAUUCCAGAGAACACUGAGUUUAUUGUUUGUGAAAGUUUAGACAUUUUUUUUGAUGUCACAUUUCUGCACAAUAGUGACUAACUGCAGGAAUGAAUUGGUGUCACUGUAUGGUUACGGCUGGGGGCAUGCUUAUACAGAAAAAUUAUAAGCAAUAAUAAAAGUGGUAUCAGGAAGCUUAAGUGCUGUAAUCAGUGUUUGUUACUACCUUGGCAUUAUUUUUUAAAAAGCAUCCCCCAGAGUGCUUAUACCAUAAUAACCUAUCAGUGAUUAGACACUGUUCUUUUAGAAAACAUAUUGUAAUUUCUAACCAUUUAUAUUUACUUAAGUACCCACUUUACUUACACAGUAGCCUGAACAUUUCACAUGUAGUCACAUUUUGAUUUAUUUAUUGUAGUAAAUUGUCAAUCUUGUUUGUGCAUUGUUGUCAUAUUUAAUGGUGUAAAAGUUUAAGUUAUACAAUUGUGAAUGUGUUUUAGUGUAGU